UAUGAAGAUGCGGGCAUGUCUGGGGUCCGAGAAAGAGAGUGGACAGGACAGAUCGUCCUCUGGGGCCGCACCGAGAAGUGCCUGAAGGAGACGACAGAGGAGAUCCGGCAGAUGGGCACGGAGUGCCACUACUUCAUCUGUGACGUGGGCAACCGGGAGGAGGUGUACCAGAUGGCCAAGGCCGUGCGGGAGAAGGUGGGUGACAUCACCAUCCUGGUGAACAACGCCGCCGUGGUCCACGGGAAGAGCCUGAUGGACAGCGACGACGACGCCCUCCUCAAGUCGCAGCACAUCAACACGCUGGGCCAGUUCUGGACCACCAAGGCCUUCCUGCCGCGCAUGCUGGAGCUGCAGAACGGCCACAUCGUGUGCCUCAACUCCGUGCUGGCGCUGUCCGCCAUCCCCGGCGCCAUCGACUACUGCACCUCCAAGGCCUCGGCCUUCGCCUUCAUGGAGAGCCUGACCCUGGGGCUGCUGGACUGCCCGGGCGUCAGCGCCACCACCGUGCUGCCCUUCCACACCAGCACUGAGAUGUUCCAGGGCAUGAGGGUCAGGUUCCCCAACCUCUUCCCCCCGCUGAAGCCGGAGACGGUGGCCCGGAGGACGGUGGAGGCCGUGCAGCUCAACCAGGCGCUCCUCCUGCUCCCCUGGACGAUGCACGUCCUCAUUAUCUUGAAAAGCAUACUCCCACAGGCUGCGCUGGAGGAGAUCCACAGAUUCUCAGGAACCUACACCUGCAUGAACACUUUCAAAGGGCGGACAUAAAGGCAGGACGUAGACCUCCUCGAAAGCCACGGGGCCUGCGGGGGCCGUGGCACCUGGGCACACACCCGCGUGCCUGCCCCUGGGCACACUUCUGCUGGGUGGGCAGGCCUGUCCUCUCCUGGGGAAGAAUCCGGUGCCCCCCGCCAGCCCCAGGACCUUUGCACAGGACUGAUGGGCGUAACUCUGGCCCCCAGGGGGAGGCAGGAAACCAGCCAGCAGCCGCCUUGACACUUUUGUACAUUUCUGAUUCUGUAGAGUUUAUUGUUAAAUUGCUUCUCAAAGCUAACCAGCCUCGGCAGUGCGCAAAGACUAUUUCUGGGAGGGUCGGCGCCCAGAUGACCCUCCUUCCCCUCCAAAAUCCACUCGGCUUCUGCAAACUGGUUGAACGGCAGGAAUGAAAAAUAAAGAGAGAUGGCUUUUGCGAGUU
Myotis brandtii (Brandt's bat) is the source of this 1192-nucleotide messenger RNA. It is a transcript of the gene DHRS3, whose product is annotated as dehydrogenase/reductase (SDR family) member 3. The coding region runs from base 16 to 765 and encodes 249 amino acids. Gene Ontology annotation, cellular component: lipid droplet. The transcript is spliced from 6 exons. Gene Ontology annotation, molecular function: oxidoreductase activity, acting on the CH-OH group of donors, NAD or NADP as acceptor. The record is from RefSeq and is a predicted model, not a curated record. NCBI's taxonomy places the organism in Eukaryota, Metazoa, Chordata, Mammalia, Chiroptera, Vespertilionidae.